AUGAAGACCUCUUGGUUACUAUCCCUCGUUGAGCUGGCGCUUCUUGCGCGAAAAGCGAGAUGCACGAAUACCCCAUUGCUUCCCUACGACCCAGCGACAACCUCUGACUGCGCCGACUGGUUCAACAACGAGGACGACAAGACUUGCGAAUGGGUACGCGAUUACUUCAGGGCCACCCCGCAAGAGUUCAGUCGUUGGAACCCCUCCGUCGGCCUCGACUGCAAGCCUUGGUACAACUGGAACUCAUACUGCGUCAUUACAUGGACCAAAUUCAACGAGACCCAGACGACGACCUCAAGCACCACUACCACCAGCUCGCCCACCUCCACCGCACCCACCCUCGGUCCUUCGCCAACGGUCUGGACAGACAUGGGAUGUUAUGUCGAGGACCCAAAGAUGCCCCUCCUCGACAUGAACUUCAGCCCCAACGGCGACCCCGCCCUAAGCGUCCCCAAGUGCUGGCAGACAUGCUAUCGCCGUUUCUACGAGUACGCCGGCCUCCAGAACGGCAACCAGUGCUGGUGUGGCUCCUACGUCGGUGGCGAGUGGGCAACGAAUCAGACAGACUGCAAUUCGCCCUGCACCGGCAACCGCAGCACCUUCUGCGGCGGCCCGGCGCUCAUUCAGAUCUACAAGGCGGAGGAGAACGCGCCUUCCGUCACUGCUACCGCCGGUGCCGGUAAAGCCACCACUCCCGCUUCCGACCCGAAGCGUGACUCCGGGGCGGUUAUGAACCCGGGUAUGUUUUAG
Molecule: messenger RNA, 750 nt
Organism: Colletotrichum truncatum
Lineage: Eukaryota; Fungi; Ascomycota; Sordariomycetes; Glomerellales; Glomerellaceae
Product: WSC domain protein
Cellular component (GO): plasma membrane
Source: RefSeq, a predicted model, not a curated record